This is a messenger RNA of Dermacentor silvarum, 2565 nucleotides long. RefSeq names its product integral membrane protein GPR155-like. The coding region runs from base 1 to 2544 and encodes 847 amino acids. The transcript has 16 exons. Lineage: Eukaryota; Metazoa; Arthropoda; Arachnida; Ixodida; Ixodidae. Gene Ontology annotation, biological process: intracellular signal transduction. The record is from RefSeq and is a predicted model, not a curated record.
AUGUGGGAUGCGUCCGAGGUCGUCGCCCCAACCGGAACCCAAACUCCGGUUCCCUGCCCCCCUAGGGUCGACCCCGUGGCUUUCUCGUGGACAUUGGUGAAAUGCUUCACCGUCAUUCUCAUGGGGUUUGCUUCGGGCAAGGCUCGCUUGGUGAAAGGCCGCGAGGUGCGCGCCCUGGACCUGCUGGCCUCGCACGUGUGCCUCUCGGCGCUUCUCUUCCUCAACUUGAGCCAGCUGCGGCUGAACACGUUCGAGUGGCCCCUGGUGGCAGCGGUGCUUCUGGGCAAGGCUGCACUGUUCGCCCUGGUUGCGGCAGUGAGCGCUGCGCUCUCCUAUUCGUCGAGAUGCCGCGAAGGAGGUCGACUGGCCACCGCGGGCCUGCACGCCAUCUUCGUGACCCAAGUGAACGACUUCGGCAUCGCAUACCCGCUAGUGGAGUCGGUGUUUGGCCGGAGCCAUCCGGACUUCGCUGGUUACCUGUACCUCGUGGCACCGCUUUCCCUGGUGUUGUUCAACCCGAUCGGAUUCUUCAUGGCCGAGCUGCAAGGCGUUCGAUCGCAGCGGCGCUACACCGAAGACGCUAUUGAGUCAACGGCCCAGAAGCAGUCGGUGGCCAGAGGACUGUUCAAAGCCGCGGCCUGGGCGGUUUUUAAGGUAAUGCGCACAAAUGUAUGUGUAUGUAAGUCAAAACACGCGUCAAGAACGCGCUCUUGGCGGCCAAACGGCGCGAGCGCCGGCCUGGAAGGUGACUGCCUCUUCUACAGCCGCUACAGUGGGAAAGGGCGGCAGUUCAAGAGGACGCCUCUUCUUGGAGACGCGUUCGCGGCACCAAUACUGUUUCUGCUGGGAUACCACAUCGAGAAAGCUUUCCAGGAGCGCGACGUCAGGGAGCACCUGCUUCCUGCCUUGAUCCUGAGCGCGGUGAAGUCGUUCGCUCUACCGAUGUUCCUCAAGGUGUCCGUAGAACUCGUGCUUUACUGGGGCGGUGCUCAGGCCGGUGUCAAGGACCGGGCCAAUUUCGCUUUCCUGUACGGCUCCGCCCCGACGGCGCCCAUUGUGAUCCUGUACGCCUCUCAAAGAGCUCUGCCGGCGGGGACGCUGGCUACGGGAGUCGGCGUGUGCACCUUGCUCUCACUGCCGGUGAUGUUCGCGUCGGCCGCCGUUAUCAGCGACGAAGGACUGCCUGCAGCGGUGGUCUCGGCGCAUUUGCAAAUGAGAACUGUCCUGGCCUCCCUCAGCGGACUCAGCCUCCUGGCGUCCGUGCUCGUCAUCGGACUGUUUAUAUUGACCAGAAGGACGAAGAGUCUGAUCUGCAAUGCGUUCCUGUGUCUGCUUGUCUGCGAGGUCUUCAAGUCAGCAGGCGUGUUGUUGUGGCUGCUGCACAGGCCGCACAGCCUGUGGGGUCACGUGGCAGUCUUCUUAGUGACGUGCAGCCAGUACGCGUCGAGAGCAUGGACUGCAAGCAUGGCCCUCAGUGUCUUCCUGCUCAAACACUACAACGCUCCUGAACUGACCACGACCGCCCGGAUUAUGUUCUUUGUGGCGUACGGAGUGCCGGUCAUCCUGACAGCGGCGGUCAUGAUCGGUGGUCGCCUUUUAUGUCGGCGCCAGAGCAGUGCCGAUGUGGAAGUUCCUCUAUUCUUCAACGGCGAAUGUGAGGCCGUCGCAUCUGUCGUGCUGCUAAGUGUCUGCGCGGCGGUGAUUGCACUCUGUCUCUUGCAACACGCUUACGAGCGAGCGCUGAAGACGUCGUCAUUCUUUGAAUGCUGCUGCUGCCGUUCCAGAAGGGGCUUCGGGGCUGGACUGGAAAACCAGUAUUAUGAAAAGACGCCGCCUGCUCGCAAGUGCGACGCAAUGCAUGACACGAAGAUCCCACUCGAAACUACAGCGCGAGUUCGCUUCAACUUGCCGCCUUCUGGACAUGUGUCUUGGCCCGGAAAAGACGAUGGCGCUUCCGUGAAGACGUUCGAACCUGAAGACGACGUGCGGGGACUCACGCUCCUGACAGCAGUACUGUUCAUUUCAAUAUUGAUCGGGAUAUUUGUGAGCUACGGGAGGAUCUUUCUUGGAGUCCCGUACGGUGUUUUCAGAACUCUCCAACUAAUUGAUGCAACGCUUAGUUUCGGCCAGGGGAUGCUUGUCUUUCUGGCGUGCGGACUGGAAGGAAAGCUGCUUAGUGAGGCGAAAGCACGGGUCCUGCUGUUACUGCGAAUCGCGGGUAAACGGACGCAUCUCAAGGAGCGGACCGUCUCUGCUGGAUUACGGAACACGAACGAAAUAGCCUGCCGCCAGUUCAACGUCUACCAUCGACGUGCCUUCGAGGAGUUCUUGGACGAGACCGAAGCUGGUGUUCCAGUGUCUCUGGCUCGAGCCGGCUUCCACGGACACCGGCUUGUUGACUGGCUAAUGGAUGCGGGCCUUGUUAGGAGCCGCGAUGAAGGCGUAGUCUACGGAAGACGCCUGCUGGAAGGAGGCCUUUUAGUGCACAUGGAGCGUUCUAUGCACUUCUACGACGGGCCGUACGACUAUGUCUUCGUGUUUUAAAGCUUCAGCGUAUAUCGAAGG